Symbiodinium natans is the source of this 1545-nucleotide messenger RNA. The record is from the annotation of a GenBank genome assembly. NCBI's taxonomy places the organism in Eukaryota, Dinophyceae, Suessiales, Symbiodiniaceae.
AUGGAGGCGCAGCUGAGGCAAGGGACGCGGAAGGUGAACUCCGCGGCUUCAGCGCAUGUCCGGCAGGCCUGCUGGGCAGAAGCCCUGAGCUGCAUCUCCGCCUGGGAGCGCCAAGGGGGGCGCAGGGACCUGGCGAGCUUCCACGUGGCCGCCGGCGCGUUCGGAGCUUCGGAGCGCUGGGAGGGUGCCCUCAGCUGCUUGGACGGGCUGCGCCGGCGAUUUGUCGAGGCAAAUCAGGUGUCGGCAAACACCGCGCUGAAAGCCAGCAGUCUGUCGUGCUGGCCUAGCUGCCUUGCUGUGGUGAUGGGGAUGAGGCAGAGAGGCCUGGCGGCUGAUGAGAUCACCUGCAGCACGGCCAUCAAUGGCUGCAGCAAGGAGUCGCGCUGGCGUCCGGCGCUGGGAGCCUUAGACGCCCUGCAGCGGAGGACGACAGGCUUGCGGCCAAACCUCGUGUGCUUCAACGCCGCCCUGGCAGCUUGUGAGCGGCGAGAGCAAUGGGCUGCAGCCAUGGACCUGGCAGGUAAUAUGCCCUGCCGGGAUCUUCGCCUGGAUGGCAUCAGCGCCAACUCUCGCCUCAGCGCGCUGGCGAAGAGUAGCCAGUGGCGCCGGACCAUCGCAGCCUUCUCUGCCUUCGCGGCACGCGGACGAGACGUAGUGUCCUUUGGGGUGUCCCUGCUGGCCUACCAGCGCGGACAGUGCUGGAGGUCCGCACUCUGCCACGCCGGCCAGAUCUGCAGCGCCGGCCUGCGGCCGAACCUCCUCACCAUCACCUCGGCGCUCCGCAGCGCCGCCGGGUGGCGCCAGGCCCUGACCAUCUUUGGGGGCCUUGCGCGCCUGAGCUUGCGGUCCUCCCUCCUCGCCUGCACCGGUUUGGUGGCUUCCUGUGCCCAAACUUUGGGCUGGCAGCUGGCGGUCGCCGCGCAGCAGGGCCUCCGAAGGGUGGGAACGAACAUCGACGGCAUCUUUGCCUGCUCCCUCCUGGAGACCCUCGAGGAGGCCAACCGCUGGCGGCUGGGAGUUGCACUUGCUGCACACCUCUCGAAGGAGGUCCGGAGCAACGAGUUCAUCCACACCGCCCUGGUGUCCGCCCGCGGCAAGGUCGGGCACUGGCGGCCGGCCCUGGCGCUGCGGGAGGCCUGGUUCGCGAAGGAGGCCCAGCCCAAGGUGGCUUUGGAGAACGCGGCGCUGAGCGCCUGCGCCGCAGCCGGAGGCCUCGGCUGGCAGCGGGCCGGGGAGCUCUUGGCCGGCGCUGUGGCUCUGGGGGUGGAGGCCACCUCGGUGUCCUUCGGCGCCCUGGCCGACGCCUACGCCAAGGGCGGGGCCUGGACAAAUGCAUUGCAGUGGCUGAGGCAGUUCGCCGCACGCUCCCUGCGGCCCGAGAGCAUCGCCGGCUGCGCCACCUUGCACGGCCUGGAGAAGUGCAGCCAGUGGCUGCACUCCCUGCAGCUUCUUCAUUUCCUGAGGGAGAGCCAUGAGUGCGACCAGUCGGCUUAUGACUCCGCGGUGGUCGCCUGCGAGAAGGGUGAGCCAGGAAGCUGGCUGUAA